CCUCCGCUAUAAACCCUCGCUGAAACAUGAAAACCCAAAGAAAUGGCCAUUUGCCGUUCUGUUUUCUUACAUUCCCCCCUUCUUCAUCAUCCUCCUCAGCCUCAGGUUCUGUCUAAACCCACUUUUUUCUCCCCAAACUACCCUCCUAAGUUCUCUAAAUUCACCAAGUUGCCACUCCUCCAUCAAAACCCGAAACCUCACAACACAACAAUAUCGAGUCUCGGCUGUACAUCAUCAGCAUCAUCAUCAAUGGAAUCACCUCCUGAAGGUUACCGAAAAAAUGUUGGCAUUUGCCUUAUCAGCCCAUCAAAGAAGAUUUUUGCUGCUUCAAGGUUGGAUAUGCCCAAUGCUUGGCAAAUGCCACAGGGUGGCAUUGAUGAGAAUGAAGACCCGAAAGUUGCGGUUAUCAGGGAACUAAAAGAAGAGACAGGGGUUAGCUCAGCAGAAGUUCUUGCCGAGGCGCCUUCUUGGUUGGCAUAUGACUUCCCACCAGAAGUCAGGGAAAAACUUAAACAUCAAUGGGGAUCUGACUGGAAAGGUCAAGCACAGAAGUGGUUUCUCCUUAAAUUCACAGGGAAUGAGGAAGAGAUCAAUCUACUGGGUGAUGGCUCAGAAAAACCUGAGUUUGGCAAGUGGUCAUGGAUGUCUCCAGAACAAAUAAUUGACCUUGCUGUGGAUUUCAAGAAACCUGUAUACGAGGAAGUUUUGGCAGUUUUUGCUCCCUAUUUUCAAUAAAUUCAUGUACAAGUAUCAUCUUUGCGUAUCUUAUACAUGGUGUAACACUUGACCAAAUGAGCCGACGUUAGUUGGAUUACCCCCCUUGGAUGCAUGUUUGAUUCGUUACUGAUCGAUCUCUUUAUGAUUAGAUGGAAAAAUAAUAGUUGGUAUUGAUGUGA
Molecule: messenger RNA, 896 nt
Organism: Populus trichocarpa (black cottonwood)
Lineage: Eukaryota; Viridiplantae; Streptophyta; Magnoliopsida; Malpighiales; Salicaceae
Product: nudix hydrolase 26, chloroplastic
Exons: 6
Coding region: 43-735 (230 amino acids)
Biological process (GO): ribose phosphate metabolic process; nucleoside phosphate metabolic process
Cellular component (GO): chloroplast
Molecular function (GO): bis(5'-adenosyl)-pentaphosphatase activity; guanosine-3',5'-bis(diphosphate) 3'-diphosphatase activity
Source: RefSeq, a predicted model, not a curated record